Messenger RNA from Phyllotreta striolata, 1632 nucleotides. Lineage: Eukaryota; Metazoa; Arthropoda; Insecta; Coleoptera; Chrysomelidae. The record is from the annotation of a GenBank genome assembly.
AUGCUGCAGUGUAUCAAGAUAUUAGUGAAUGUUUUCCUUUUAAUCCCAGUGAUUAACACGAACCUCGUCGAAGUGCAUCAGGGAAAAAUCCUCGGCCAUAAACUGACAACAUGGCAAGGAAAACCCUUCUACGCUUACCAGGAAAUCCCAUACGCGGCUCCACCGAUCGGAAACAGAAGAUUCAAGGACCCCGCGGAGCCCCAAAAAUGGACUGGAAUUUUAAACGCGACCAGAAAUACCAAGAUGUGCAUACAACCCAUCCCCCAGCAGGAUUUGCAGGAUUUGCAGUUAACCGAGGAUUGUUUAUACAUAAACGUUUACACCCCAGUGAGUGAAAUUAACCCUAUUAAUUCAUUACCGGUGCUAGUUUGGAUCCACGGAGGAGCCUUCACUUUUGAAUCGGGAACUCUACAGUAUUAUGACCCCAAAUAUCUAAUGGAUUACGAUAUAAUUGUAGUCACAUUUAACUAUCGGUUAGGAGUAUUCGGCUUUUUGGCUACAUCAGACGGAACUAUUCCGGGAAAUUUCGGUCUAAAAGACCAACUGAUGGCCAUUCGCUGGGUGAAUAAAAACAUCCAUUUAUUCGGAGGCGAUAAAAACCGAGUGACAGUAAUGGGCGACAGCGCAGGCGCCAUGAGCGCCUCCUACAUGCAACACAAUCCACUAACGAAAGGUCUGGUGAAGGGCUACAUACUGGGAUGCGGCACUUCCUUAUCUCCGGCGUCUUAUCAGCGCGAUCCGGACCAUUUCGCUUUCAAAUUGGCGCGACUUGUCGAUCGGAAUUUCAACUCCACCAAAUCCAGCGAUCUGCUGAAGCUUCUACGUCGAGUUUCCGCGCGAGAAAUCGCGCGAGCUCCGGUGGACAACGAUAGGUACUUUUCGACGCUCUCUAAGGUCGUUCUCUGGGCUCCGGUGUUGGAAAGAAAACAUACGGUAGAGAGUCUCAGGCGAGGAGAGUUCGAUAGAGUACCGAUACUGAUGGGAACUGUGGGAGAAGAAGCGUUCAAUUUACUACCAGAUAGGGAAGCUUUGCUGCAGGAAGCUCGAAAGUUCGACAGGAGCAAAGGAAUAAUCAAUCCCAAACUCGACAUUCCUGCGAGAUAUUACAGAGAAUUGAGCCGCUUGUAUAAAUCCAUAUACACGAACGGGACGUUCGAGGAAAAUAUCCGAGCUUUGAUAACGUUUAUUGGUGAAGACGAGAUAUCCACUCCUGCUAUCCACUACGCGGCUCUCGCAUCGAAAUUUACACCGGUGUACUUUUGGGUGUUUUCGUACAAAGGACUAAUGGGAAGAACUCCUGCUAACUUUAACGCUCCGGGUCAUACAGACGAGUUGCAGUACAUUUUCGGGGGAAAAAGCGGCUUGAGAGGAACUCCUGCUGACUACCCGAAAGCCGAUCGACUCGUCAUGGCUCGCCUGUUGAAAUUGUGGACGAAUUUCGUUAAAUAUCAGAAUCCCACACCAGUAAACGAUGAAUUACUAGAAGGAAUUCAAUGGCCUAAAGUUAACAGCCGCACGAUGCAAUAUUUAGAUAUAAACAACACUCUCAGCAUCAAGAGAUAUCCUAAACAUUAUAAAGAAGUCAAAGAAAUUUUCUGUAAGUAUUCCUUACCAUUGCAAUAUAAUGUUUGA